Messenger RNA from Cornus florida, 3236 nucleotides. Its product is annotated as putative pentatricopeptide repeat-containing protein At2g01510. NCBI's taxonomy places the organism in Eukaryota, Viridiplantae, Streptophyta, Magnoliopsida, Cornales, Cornaceae. Gene Ontology annotation, molecular function: protein binding; RNA binding; zinc ion binding. Gene Ontology annotation, biological process: RNA modification. The transcript has 3 exons. The coding region runs from base 86 to 2614 and encodes 842 amino acids. The record is from RefSeq and is a predicted model, not a curated record.
AAGAAUAACACACCAUUUAACCAUACCCACACCAUUUAACAACCAUAUAUAUACUACCGUUGCUCUUGGAACAUAGUCCCACGACAUGUUAAAAAAGUACCACAUUGCGCCAUCCAGAGCUAUACUACCACAUACAGCUUCCUCUCUAGUAAAACUAAUAAGAGAGUGCUCUCAAUCUCUAAACCUUUCAUGCCGCCACCGCCACCACCGCCACCACUUCCAUGCUGGCAAUUUGCUGGCGGCGGCAGCGGUGGACGCCCGAAUCAUCAAAACGGGUUUCGACCCCGAUACAUGCCGCUCCAACUACAAGAUGAAGCAUUUCCUUCGAAAAGGUUUAUUCUCGGAAGCACGCCACCUGUUUGAUCAAAUGCCUCACCAAAAUCAUGUUUCAACCAACAUGUUGAUUUCAUGUUUUGUAAAAUCGGGCGACCUUCUGAAUGCAAGACAACUGUUUGAUGGAAUGGUUGAUCGAACUGCGGUCACCUGGACUAUCUUAAUUGGUGGGUAUUCGCAGCAUAACCAACCCAGGGAAGCUUUUCGACUUUUCGCCCAGAUGCAGAGGUCAGGGGCUGAGCCAGAUUACGUCACAUUCGCGACUCUUUUAUCUGGAUGUGAUGAUACAGUAACGAGAAAAGAAGUUGUUCAAGUUCAUGCCCAUAUCAUCAAAUUGGGAUGUGGUUUGACCCUUAUGGUUUGCAACAGCUUGCUUGAUUCUUUCUGCAAAUGUCUAUGCUUUGAUUUUGCUUCUCAGCUGUUCAAAGAAAUGCCCACAAGAGAUUCUGUGACCUUCAAUACAAUGAUAACAGGGUACUCAAAAGAAGGGUUGAACGAAGAAGCAAUGGACCUUUUCCUCGAAAUGCAAACUUUGGGAUUGAAGCCAACUGACUUUACUUUUGCAGCAUUGCUAUGUGCUGGUAUUGGGUCAGAUGAUAUUGCUUUUGGGAAACAAGUGCACUGUUUUGUGGUCAAGACCAAUUUUGUUUGCAAUGUGUUCGUGGGCAAUGCAUUGCUUGAUUUUUACUCAAAGCAUGAUGGCAUAGAUGAUGUGAGGAAACUAUUCGAUGAGAUGCCGGAAAAGGAUGGCGUUUCUUACAAUGUGCUCAUUACGGGAUACGCAUGGAAUGGGCAGCUAAAAGAAUCUAUUGACCUUUUUCAUCAAUUACAGUUCACCGUGUAUGAUCGAAGGCAGUUCCCUUUCUCAACGAUUCUGAGCUUGGCAGCGAAUACGGAAAAUUUGGAUAUGGGCAUGCAAAUACAUGCCCAGUCCAUUGUGACAACAGCUGAUUCAGAAAUUCAGAUCGGGAAUUCUCUGGUUGACAUGUAUGCAAAAUGCGGCAGAUUUGAGGAAGCAAAUAUGUUGUUUGCAAAUCUGGCCCACAGAAGCUCAGUGCCAUGGACGGCUAUGAUAUCGGCUUAUGUUAAAAAAGGACUCUAUGAAGAAGGCCUUAAACUGUUCACCCAGAUGCACAGAGGCAAUGUAAGUGCUGAUCAGGCAACUUUCGCUAGCAUUUUGAGAGCUUCUGCGAAUUUGGCUUCAAUUUCAUUGGGGAGACAGUUACACUCCUUUCUAAUCAGGUCAGGAUUUAUGUCCAACGUUUUCUGUGGUAGUGCACUUCUUGAUAUGUAUGCAAAAUGUGGGUCCAUUAAGGAUGCCAUUCGAACUUUCAAGGAGAUGCCAGGUAGGAAUAUAGUCUCUUGGAAUGCAAUGAUAUCAGCUUAUGCUCAGGAUGGGGACGGUCAGGCCACUCUUAGAGUUUUCAACAAGAUGGUUCAGUCAGGUCUUCAACCAGAUUCAGUAAGUUUCCUUAGCGUUCUAUCAGCCUGCAGCCACCGUGGGCUCGUUGAAGAAGGAUUGUGGUACUUCAAUUCCAUGACUAAAAUUUAUAAACUUGAUCCAAAGAGAGAACACUAUGCAUCCAUGGUUGAUGUGCUGUGUCGAAGUGGAAGAUUCGAUGAAGCAGAGAAGUUAAUUGCUGCGAUGCCAUUUGAUCCUGAUGAGAUCAUGUGGUCAUCAGUCCUAAACUCAUGUAGAAUUCAUAAGAACCAUGAACUUGCUAAAAAGGCAGCUGACCACCUUUUUCACAUGGAAAAGCUUAGAGAUGCCGCUGCUUAUGUCAACAUGUCUAAUAUCUAUGCAGAAGCUGGCCAGUGGGACAAUGCUGGCAAGGUGAAGAAGGCAAUGAGGGAUCGUGGAGUUAAAAAGGUGCCUGCUUACAGUUGGGUUGAAAUUGAACAUAAAAUUCAUGUAUUUGUGGCGAAUGAUAUGACACAUCCACAAAUGACGGGGAUCAGGAGAGAAAUUGAAAUGUUGACGAAGCGGAUGGAGGAGGAAGGGUACAAUCCGGACACCAGCUGUGCCCUUCAAAAUGUGGAUGAGCAAAUGAAAAUCGAAUCUCUUAAGUAUCACAGUGAGCGCAUAGCUAUAGCAUUUUCACUGAUCAGUACCCCAAAAGGUUCACCAAUACUGAUUAUGAAGAAUUUAAGAGCUUGUAUAGACUGCCAUGCUGCUAUCAAACUGAUUUCAAAGAUUGUUGGUAGGGAAAUUACAGUCAGGGAUUCAAGCAGGUUCCAUCAUUUCAGAGAUGGGCUUUGUUCCUGUGGGGAUUAUUGGUAGAGUGUACAGAAAGAACAAAAGGGAAUAUUCCAAUCCAUUGACAGUAGGCUAGAAAUGGUCUGGGUAAAUGCGAAGGAACAACUAACCACGAGUUGCUUUGCUUUGAGGUCCUGCAUCCACAGUCCAUGAGGCCAGCUAGAGAGGGUGAUAUUCCCGUUGCGGUUAAGAAUUCUUACAACCCUAAUGCCCCAGGUACCCUCAUCACUAGGACUAGGACAAGAGACAUGAGUAAGAUUUGUCACAACAAGCUGUUCAGAAUGCGGAAGUCAAUUUUGUAAGAAAACUUCAAACAGCCUAAAUUGUCCAUUUUCCAAUUCCAGGCAGUACUAACUAGCAUUGUUUUGAAACACAAUGUAACCAUGUUGGAUAUUGUUAGCACUCGCAUGCUUGGUCAAUUUGGCUUUCUCACUAAGGUGUUUUCAAUCUUUGAAGACUUGGGUACAUCAGUGGAUGUUUUAGCUACUAGUGAAGUCAUUUUUUGCCUUGACAUUGGAUCCGUCAAAGCUCUAGAGCAGAGAACUGAUUCAGCAAACAAGUGUAUGAUAUCAUUAUCAAUGUUAUUGUUGGAUUUGUUACUUUAUAGGUUUAGUUUCAAUUAUUAAAUUACUUUAUCAUUAUCUUU